AUGAUUAAAAAUAUUAAAAAAAAAAACUUACAAGAUUUUGUAACCGUGGUAGGAAUGGGGAAAGCUGUUGGGAAAGCGUUAGCUAUAAUAGCAUAUUAUAAAUUGAAUUAUAAAACUGAAAUUUCAACCACAACAGUUACAGUUUUAGAUACAUAUACCAGCUUCAGUAAUAACCAAGAUAUAGUAAAUGAUGAUUUCAGUGAUUCUGAAAACGAAACGGUAAAUAUCAAGAAGAGAUUAAUUAGUGGUGUCCAAAUACGUAUCUAUAUUUAA
Saccharomycodes ludwigii is the source of this 273-nucleotide messenger RNA. It is a transcript of the gene POP7, whose product is annotated as ribonuclease P/MRP protein subunit POP7. The transcript has a single exon. Gene Ontology annotation, biological process: tRNA 5'-leader removal. Lineage: Eukaryota; Fungi; Ascomycota; Saccharomycetes; Saccharomycodales; Saccharomycodaceae. Gene Ontology annotation, molecular function: nucleic acid binding. The record is from RefSeq and is a predicted model, not a curated record. Gene Ontology annotation, cellular component: ribonuclease MRP complex; nucleolar ribonuclease P complex. The coding region runs from base 1 to 273 and encodes 90 amino acids.